This is a messenger RNA of Cyclospora cayetanensis, 528 nucleotides long. RefSeq lists its product as uncharacterized. Gene Ontology annotation, molecular function: structural constituent of ribosome; small ribosomal subunit rRNA binding. The record is from RefSeq and is a predicted model, not a curated record. The coding region runs from base 1 to 528 and encodes 175 amino acids. Gene Ontology annotation, biological process: translation. Gene Ontology annotation, cellular component: ribosome. Lineage: Eukaryota; Apicomplexa; Conoidasida; Eucoccidiorida; Eimeriidae. The transcript has 4 exons.
AUGGUGUUUUACGAGCUGCACAUACUGCUCUCGCGUCGGGUGGGGAGGGCAGAGUUACAGCAGCUGCUGCAGCAGCAACAGCAGAUCAUUGCGAAGCAUCACGGCAGCCUUUUGGAAGUAAGGGAUCUUGGAUUCAGAGAGACUGCCUUCAGAAUCAAGAAGGCGCGUGAAUCUCCCGCUUACUUUGGUCGAGUUGUCGCCAUCGCUUUUGGUGCGAAGCCGACAGCGGUUGCAGAACUGGAUGCUGCUCUACAGGCAACAGGAGGAGUCUUACGUCACACGACGCAGAAGCUUCGCUAUCGCAGCAAUUUCCUGACAUAUAAUUGCUACAAACAUCGCCCCGAGCUUCCAGCCCGUCAACCGACAAUGGCAGAGAAGGAGAGACAGACAGAGAGCGAGAGGGCAAGCAAGCGAGAUUGCGCUCCUGCCACGCCGCCUUCCCGCGUAUGCAGCAGCGGAGGUCAGGGGCCUUGUCAAUUGCUUUCUAACAAACCGAUUUGCACUGCCUCGUGUGGGCAACUCGAGUAG